Ostrinia nubilalis (European corn borer) is the source of this 3310-nucleotide messenger RNA. Its product is annotated as titin. The transcript has 5 exons. Gene Ontology annotation, cellular component: extracellular region. The record is from RefSeq and is a predicted model, not a curated record. NCBI's taxonomy places the organism in Eukaryota, Metazoa, Arthropoda, Insecta, Lepidoptera, Crambidae. Gene Ontology annotation, molecular function: chitin binding. The coding region runs from base 151 to 2316 and encodes 721 amino acids.
UCGCGAAGCGCGGCAAACGCACGCGCGAGAUACGCUGCGCUAGCGCAUUUACGCGGGUAAAUACAGUGUUUACGUGAUAUCUUUUUUCGUUUUUACGAAUCAAGGAUUUCACCAGUUUGGUAAAUUGAAUGAGAAUUGUUAUUGAUUACUAUGGAGCUUUGGACGCUAAUUUUAUGCGUUAUACCAACAAUAGUAACACCGAUUACAAUAUCGCCGAAUGGAAAUAGUCCAGAAAUCAAAAUGAUAGGUGGAAUGAUGGUUGACGUACAAAAGGGGUUCUCCCCAAUGGUUCCAAAAACAGUUGAACCAACUAAAACAACAAUUGGAAAGCGAAAACUGAGUACCAACUCUACAAAACUUUCCAUAAAUGAAAGGUACAGACGAUUAAUCCCAUACAUGACGUUUUAUUAUGCAAACGAUUUAGUAACGCCGACUACCGAAGGACACGCGAAGAAUGUGGAAGUUGAAAAAGCAGAGAUCAUAGAAGCAAAAACUAUAGAACACCGUCAACCUAAAAAAAUUGUAUACUCUUCAAAUCGAAAUAUUCCACUAUACCAAGGAAAUAGAUUAACGCAAUAUAACAUUGCCUCUGCGAAUCCAACGAAAUUAUUAUACAAAGAAAUUCCUGUAUACCAGAAUCCACCAAAAAAUACACAAAAUUACAAUCCUCUUCUAUCAGAGCAUAGACUUGUAACGGCCAAUGAAAACUUUGAAUUCGAUAGAUUCCCACAAAAACAAAUUGUUAAAUCGCCAAGUGCUCCAUUUUCUCUUCCUACAAGAAGACCUUAUACAAGUUCUUUUAACAAUAAUGACGAUUCAGGAAAUAUUCGUUACUAUUACACAGAAAAAGAACAUACUCCAAAAUAUAAGCUGGUACCGUAUGAGCAAACACCACCCGUAAAAGUACAUCCUCACAAUGAACAACAUGUUUACACACCACCCAAGUCUCCUACUCCAGUUCCAGUGAUGUUGCCCAAGGAACAAGUUUACAUAAAGCCAAGGCCAGUUCGGCCGCAGUACUUUUACGACGUUCAACAAUCUACAGCUCCAAGAAAGCAGCCCUCGAUUGUUUCAGAGAGCUAUUAUGAAAGACGGCCACCUCAAGCGCCGGUCGCGCAGCCUAUCAUUGAGAGUGGGUUUAAACCUAUCGUGAGCCACGUGAUAACAACCGAAGUACCUGUAUACACAUCAAGUUUGCCAGAAGAAUCGAUUCGCCACUUCGAAUCCGAGAAACAACAAACAGUGCAAGUUGUUGAGGCGCCGCCAGCCGUUCCUGAUGUUUCAGACUACAAACAAAAUUAUUAUCAAUACGUUGUUGACCAACCUACUUAUAAGCCCCAAGAACACGUACCACCAAAUACGGUAACUCUCAGUGAUCUUCUGAAUUCUCUACAAUUGAACAAAUCUAUUCCCAAGCCCAUUACAAAAGAAAACGUGGGAGCCUCAAUAAGAACACUGAUCCAGGUAUUGAAUGCCUUGAGAGCAGCUGCACCCCAGGAAGACUUCGACGAUAUAGUCCAAAGUACGCCUAAACCAUUCAUACCGCCAAACAAAGUCUUGGAACUAACAAAACCCAUAGUAGACGUUACACCAGCGCCUGUCGUCAAUGAUGACGCAGAUUUUCAUGAGGAAUCCUACCUCGCUCCAGUAAAUCCACCAUCUCAACACAUUGACGAGUUCUCGUCAACUGGCAGCACCAGCCAAAGGUUUCCCCUGCGCGUAGAGUCCGACGACGAGGGUGGCACUCCUGGUAGACCCGGCGUGGACUACCCAAUCCUCACCACCAUCCCUCAAACAGCCUUCGACUGUAAGACUCAGAGGUAUAAGGGCUUCUUCGCUGAUCCGGAGACACGGUGCCAGGUAUGGCACUACUGCGACUUGAACGGCGGCCAAGCGUCGUUCCUGUGUCCCAACGGGACGAUCUUCUCUCAAGCAGCGCUGACGUGCGACUGGUGGUUCAACGUGCGAUGCGCGUCCACGACGCAGCUGUACGUGCUCAAUGAGAGCCUCUACAAGUACAUACUGCCGCACUCGCCUAAGUUCCCUGAGGACUAUAGCGGCCCUUUGGUGGAUAAAUACCUGACAUUGAAGUUCAAAGAGAUGGAGGAGCAGUUCAGAAAGAACAAAAACAAGCAGAGCGCCUCUGACAAAAUGGACUCCGGCGAAGAAAGUUCUUCUGAAGACUCCAGCGAGGCUGAAACUGAGAGCAGCAGUGAGGCAGCAGUAGACGUGGCGAAGACGGUUGCAGUUAGUGAGGCCAGCGUUAUCGUACAGUCACCGGGAGCCAGUGGCAAUGUAGAGAGACUACAAGAUUGAUUGCUUUUACAAAACGUGACGUCACAAUCGUGGACCUCUGUAAUGCGAAUUCUGUAUUUUCUGUUUCUGUCUGUGGAUUUCAGUGUGUGAGAGAUAAUCUUUGCACGCACAAUGGUUAAGUGCGGAAAAGCCCAGCUAAAUUAUUUUCCUCUAUCGUUGGUCAUUUUUAAUACAGCGCCAUCUAGUCCACAAAUUAAGCAAAACUUGUACUAUGGAUAUCCCAAGCAAACAUAGUUGUACGGUCAACAGCACGUCAACGUAAACACUGUGGUAUCUUACGUAGUUGCGAUACGGGCGACUUUGCAACGAAAAUGUAUGGCUUGAUGUGCUGUCGACUGUACAUAACUUCAAUAUCAUAGAAAUGUAAAGUAAUAAUAUAAUAUGCGAAGAUUUCACAGCUUCUGGCGAUGGCGAAGUGGCAAAGUUCUCAACCACUGCUAAAUCAGCUGAUAGAUUCGAAAAUACGGAUAUCGUCUUACGGAAACGUCCUUAACCUUAACUCAAGUUUUACCCAGUAUACUGUGAUAGCUGCCUCAGACAGCGGUGCGUUUGCGUUACACCUAACGUAUGGAGAGUGAUUCCGCAAGAUACCUUUAGAGCGUGAAGGUCGAAUUAAAAUAUUUAGCCAUUUUAAUUUCGCAUGUAGUGACGUAUGGCUGAUUUUAAAUAAGGAAUUAAACUUGCCAUAUUUUGCCAUGUUUAAUUCGGUUUAGUGUAUGUAGGUUAUGAGUGGUUUCUUAAAAUAGAACAGGAUGCGUAUUUUAGAAACUCUCCGAUUUCUAAUUCGGAUUUGAACUCAUUCGUAUACGAAUUAGAAUUCUAACGGUUUAAAAAUACACCUACAGUCUAAAUUAAUUUAUAUUAGAUUAAUUUAUGAUGAUACGUGAUAUUAUUUGUGCAAUGUGUAAAUAGUGUGUCUUCUUUUGUUUCUGCCAUUAGAUCUUCAAUGUUUUAAUUAUAAUGAUAGGAAAGUGCAAUAAAUUAUUCCAUAUAA